Messenger RNA from Populus euphratica (Euphrates poplar), 1728 nucleotides. Its product is annotated as WAT1-related protein At3g28050-like. Gene Ontology annotation, cellular component: membrane. Gene Ontology annotation, molecular function: transmembrane transporter activity. Lineage: Eukaryota; Viridiplantae; Streptophyta; Magnoliopsida; Malpighiales; Salicaceae. The coding region runs from base 186 to 1397 and encodes 403 amino acids. The transcript has 7 exons. The record is from RefSeq and is a predicted model, not a curated record.
UUUUAACAUCAUCACAAUUAAUUUUAAAUAAAAAAAUCAAAAUCUAUCCACACAGACCGAAACGCCAGACGGGGUCCUCGUGAUAGGGACAAGGAGGUCCGAACAGCUUGUCUGAAUACUGAUUCAACGUAUGGAUUUCAUUCAUUAAUAGUACAUCGCUGCAGCUGUCCUGCUGCUAAGUGGAAAUGGGUUUGAAAGCAGCAGUUCCAUUCGUAGGGAUGGUAAUGGCAGAGUGUGCACAAGUUGGGCUAAUGAUUUUAAGCAAAGCAGCCAUGUCAGAUGGCAUGACCAAUUUCAUCUUUGUCCUUUACUCCAAUGCCCUUGCUUCCCUCAUUCUUCUCCCUUCUUCUUUCUUCCUUCACAGAUCAGAGAGACCUCCACUCACCUUCCCUAUUCUCUGUGGAUUCUUCUUGCUUGGUCUAUUUGGCUGGUUGGCUCAGAUAUUUGGGUAUGCGGGGAUUAACUUGAGCUCUGCUACACUGGGCACUGCCAUGCUCAACCUCAUUCCUGGUCUUACUUUCAUACUUGCCGUUGCUUUCAGGAUGGAGAAACUUGACUGGAGGAGCUCCAGUGCCUUAGUUAAAUCAACGGGAACAGUAGUAUCGGUUGCAGGGGCAUUCAUUGUCUGUUACUACAAGGGCCCCCCACUUCUGAUGGCACCCUCUACUUCGAACUUGCCUCAUGAGCUUCUCUCACAGCAGCAAAAUUGGAUUAUUGGAGGACUGCUCCUUGCAGUUGAUUGUGUUAUGGCUUCUGCAUGGCUAAUUAUACAGGCAUUGAUCCUUAAGAAAUAUCCAGCAGAGCUUAUUGUAGUCUUUUUUUACUGCUUCUCUGUGACCAUUCUGUCUACAAUAGUUUGUUUGUUUAUGGAGAGGGACCCUGGUGCUUGGAGUUUAAAACCUACUGUAAGAUGGAUUGCUGUUGUGUAUUCGGGAGUUUUUGGCUCUGCAUUCCAAGUUGGCAUUUCUACUUGGUGCCUGCAUAAGACAGGACCUGUUUUUGUUGCAAUGUUCAAGCCCUUGGGAAUUGUCAUCGCAGCUGCUGUUAGUACCAUCUGCUUAAGGGAUACUUUGUAUCUUGGAAGGUAUAUUUUCUUUUUUUGUUUGAAGGUGGUAAUAGGUUUGAUAUUUUAUCGUGCUGCCAAGUUAGUUCUAUUCCUACCUUGUUAUAUUAUCUUUCUCUCUAUAAUAAAGAGAAGACACAAGGACCCAUCAUUUACCAUCCUAGUUGAAAUAUUUAGUUUGGUCGGCGCAACUGUGAUUGUCAUCGGGUUUUAUUCGGUGAUGUGGGGAAAAGCCAAAGAAGAAAAGGUGGGAGUGGAUGAUGGGGUGAGGAGCUUUGAAUCAAGCAGCCAAAAGGUCCCACUCCUGCAAAGCCAUACAGAAGAAACAUGGUAGUUUAGUACAGCAAACAAAAGAAAGGUCCAUAACAGGAGGAAGAAGAAGUCCAGAUAAAAUAAUAUGUUAGAUGCAUAAACACAUCAGUUUCUGAUAAUGUAGAGAUGAGAGAUAUCAGCUUGUGGAAUGACCAAUGUAUGAGCUCAGGAAGGUCAGCCCCUUCUUCAGUGGGAUGAUUAAUGUGGAGGAGGAAUAGAGUUGGAACCCAACAGCAAUGCACAGGGUAAGCUCACUUCCUAAAAAGGGAAAGAAAUUCAUCCUCAUGAAAUAUCUGUUGAAAAUCUCCACAUUUAUUGGAUUGUUAAUUAAUAAUCAUGUAUUGUUCUCUCAA